AUGCUUGAAACUCAACCAUCAGUCGAAAAACUGUCGAGAAGGCCCGAAAACAGCUUGCAGAUAUUGCAACAAUUGCACUACGCUAUCAUAUGCGCAAAAGCAACGGACAACACCGGGAAAAGAGUGGUCAAACAUUCAGCCAUCAAUCUGGGAACCGACACAACGGAGGAUCCGAUCUACCUAUGGACAGCACACGCAAUCGAAUUGCGUUGCCUGUCUCAGUCCAAAUUCCCUGUCAUCGGAAACACCUUCAAUCUACACCCGGUCGCGGACCAUACCCAAGGCGAAACAUCAGACUUCGUAGACAUACUGAUCGGAUCCGAACACAUGGCUAAAAUCGGUAUGGAAGAGACGAAGAUCUUCGACAAUGUCUUCGCAUUCAAAUAUAUCUUCGGCUGGGUCUUCGGAGGUACCCACAACGAGAAACCCACGCAUCAUAACCUACCAAGGUUCUGCGGAUUCGAACUCAUACAACCAGGAGUCGUAUCGCCGGAAAAGAGAUCUUCGGGAAAUGCAACAGAAGAGAGCUCAAACAUUUGCCCGGCAAAACAAAGGUGUCAGGACACCCAUGAGGACAUUCAAUUCCUCUGGCAAACCGAGGAAUGCGGAUUGGAGGCAGACGAUGCAGAGGAAAAGAAAGCAGAAGAAGACGAGCUGAACAAAGCUCUAGAAAAACACUUCAGAAAGACAACGGAACGAGACCCCUCAGGCAGAUACGUCCUUCGCCUACCGUUCAAAGAGAACAUUCAUUCUCUCGGAGAUAACGAAGGAUUAGCAAGAUGCCGCCUCCAAUCAUUCAUCAAGAAACUGCAGUCCGACCCAGCGAAACUCAGAGCGGUGGACGAGGGAAUGCUAGGAUUCCUGAGAUCAGACUUCGCUGAACCGGCACGGCCGAGAACCGAAUUCCAGCUCGCUCAUUUCCUGCCCAUCCAAGCCGUAUUCAAACCCAAUCCGGACACACCACUAGGCCUCAAAACCAGGGUUGUCAAGGAUGCAAGUGCGAGACAGUCAAAUCUUGCAGGGUUGAACGACGUGCUGCAUCAAGGGCCGAACCUCCUUCCGGAUAUAAUCAAAGUUAUAUUCAACUUCAGGAAGUAUCGAUUCGCCCUGACAGCGGACAUUGAAAAGGCAUUCCAGCAAUUCAAGAUCGCGGAAGAUGACCGUACCUUCCUACGAUUUCUAUGGCCCUCGGGGAUAAGCUCAAACCCCGAAGCAGGAAUCCAGGACUACUGGGCGAAAAGGCUGGACUUCGGUCUGGUCUGCUCGCCAUACCUCCAUUGCCAAGGCCUGAGAUGUCACCUGGAAAGCUGCCAACAGAAAUACCCAAGAGACGCGAAGUUCAUCCAGGAAAUCAUGGAAUAUUUCUAUAUGGACGAUGUAACCCUUGGAGGUGAAACAAUCCAGGAAGCGAAAUACAGGAUAAAGAGGACGUUCGAGAUAUUCGAAGAAGGACAUUUCCCCCUCAAGAAAUGGUCUUCGAAUUCCCAACAACUCGGUGAAUUCAUAAAAAGAUAUUCACCGGUCCCGGACCCAAUCGUAACGACGGAUGGAACGAAUGCCAAAUUCCUAGGUAUUCCAUGGAAUCAAAUCACGGACAAAUUAUCCGUUCCAACAACCGAAGCCCUGGCAACACUCACCGCCGGCGAACCAACAAAAAGAAAACUCUUGAAAGGUUCGGCCAUGAUAUUCGAUCCCAUCGGCAUAAUCGCUCCUCUGCUCAUCAACGCGAAAGUCCUACUCCAAUCAACCUGGAAAAAUAAGCUCGGCUGGGACUCUACAUUAAGAGGCGAACAGGCGGAACGAUAUGAAAAUUUCAUCAGAUUAUUAGAGGGAGCAAACCAACUAUCAAUCCCUCGACACAUGUUCAGACCGUCCACCGAUGCCACAAUACGCUCUCUCCACAUAUUCUGCGACGCAUCUCUCUCAGCAAUGAGACGGAUACAAAGUCUAGUGAAUCAUGCCCACUUCAACUACGUUAGGAGCCUAGAGAAUCCCGCCGACAUAAUAUCACGGGGAUACGACAUAGCAGACCUCAAAGCGCGGGAGCUAUGGUUCUCAGGACCUACGUGGUUGACGCUACAAGAUCAUGAGCUCCAGCACAAAAUACGGAGCGAAAACGCAUCACUGUCUCCGAAAAACAAUGGCACAGACGACGAAUGCCGACCGAACAUCGCGGUGUGCAUGUCGCUGAAAUCGGACCACUCCGAGAAGAAUCCAAUGAUAUUUUUCGAGAACUCUUCUUCGACUUGGCCACGAGCAAUCCGUUUUUGGAGCCUCAUGCUCAGACUCAAAGAAAAAGCAAGGCCGGCUAGAGAACGGGUAAAAAGAAAAAAUACGGCAAUACCCCAGAAGAAAAAAUUCAAUGAGAUAGACCCUGAAGAAAUGAUCACAGCGAGAAUCAGUCUCAUUAAAUCAAUCCAGGCGACAUACUUCAAGGAAGAAUUGCGCACGCGGUGCAAAAACCUGAAAAAGUCGAGCGUCCUUUACAAAUAUUCUCCUAGAAUAAAUAAUCAGGAUCUGACUACGAGCAAAACAAGACUCGUCGCGGCGACCGACCUCACUUCAGAACAGGUCGAACCAAUCAUCCUCCCAUACAACUGCGAACUAUCGUUCCUCAUACUCAGGGAUAUUCACGAAAACGAUUGUCUACAUACGGGAGGAGUGAAUGCUAUCUUGCACAGCCUCCGGAAAAACUUCCUCAUGAUACACGCUCGGCGAGCAGCCAGAAGAACAAUACAGAAUUGCCAAGUAUGCAAAAUCUUCCUCGGCAAGGCCGCACAAUUACCGACAGCGGACCUACCGAGAUUUCGCAUAGAAAGAUCACCUCCGUUCUUCCACACAGGCUGUGACUUCUGCGGGCCGGUGAGAUACAGGAAAGAAUCCGGAGAGAUGGCAAAGGGAUACAUAUUACUGCUAACUUGCGCGGUUACGAGAGCAGUCUGUCUUCAACUGACCACCAAUCUCUCAACCGCAGAAGUACUCGGAGCCCUCCAAAAGUUCGUCAACAGAUACCCCAACGUCAAACACAUAAUCAGCGACAACGGUGCAUCGUUUGUGCGAGCAGCCAAGAAGCUUAAACUCCAAUGCGAACACAUAAAGGACGGAGAGGUCAAGAGAUGGUUGGGAGAAUCAUUCAUCGAGUGGACAUUCACACCACCAGCGAGCCCUUGGUUCGGGGGUUUCUUCGAGAGACAAGUACAGACGGUGAAAAGACCUCUCAGAAAGAUCCUCGGGACGAACAUCCCUCAUUUCCGAGACCUGGAAGUAAUACUCUCGGGGAUAGAAGCUAUGGUCAAUCGCAGACCGAUUACCACGGUUGCCACGGGCACAGACUCAGAGGCACUGAGCCCAUCCGAUCUUCUACAUGGUUACAAGAGUACGACGGUAUUUCCCCAACACUCUCUCAAACCGCUGAGAGCGGAAGAUACAGACAAAAUAAUCUUCUCCAGACGCUGGGCAUACCAACAAAAAAUCUUGAACUCCUAUUGGAAAAGAUUCCAGCAAGAAUACCUGCAGUAUCUCCGAACGGCCCACAACCGUUUUCCAAUCGAGUCACGACCCCUGAAAAUAGGAGAUAUCUGCCUCGUGGAGGAUACAAUCAACAAUCGAGCAAUGUGGCCGCUCUGUCGAGUCAUAGCUUUCCCGGAAAACACCACACCGGAGAACGCAUGUUCCUGCACCAUGAAGACCGCUAAAGGACAAACUUUCGUCAGACCCAUCAAGAAAUUAUACCCUAUUGUAUCCCAACCCUGGAGCUAG
Galendromus occidentalis (western predatory mite) is the source of this 3759-nucleotide messenger RNA. RefSeq lists its product as uncharacterized. Lineage: Eukaryota; Metazoa; Arthropoda; Arachnida; Mesostigmata; Phytoseiidae. Gene Ontology annotation, biological process: DNA integration. Bases 1 to 3759 code for a protein of 1252 amino acids. The record is from RefSeq and is a predicted model, not a curated record. The transcript has 3 exons. Gene Ontology annotation, molecular function: nucleic acid binding.